AUGAUUGGACUGAUUGGAAAUGCUCUGGUUGUCAUUGUGGCGUUUGGAAGGCAGAUGAGGAAUUCUACCAACACUCUUAUCAUUGGCCUAGCUAUCUCUGAUCUCAUGUUCUUACUUCUCUGCGUCCCAUUCACUGCCAUCGACUAUGCUGUACCAACGUGGAUCUUCCCAGAAUGGACCUGCUCGAUGAUCAACUUUUUCCAGGUCAGUUAUUGGCUACAUACGUCUGCGUACUGUAGCGUUUGGACAUUGACGCUCAUGGCUCUUGAUCGCUUCUUGGCUGUCGUUUAUCCAGUGGAAUCAAUCACAGUUCGAACACCAAGAAAUACUAUGAUUGCGUUGUUCAUCCUUUAUACAAUCAUUGUUUGUUCGCAGAUCCCCGUCGGAAGAAUGCACGGAAUCUAUGUUUACGACUUCAUUCUGGAGAAACGCUCGACCUGCGCCAUUCUGACCAUUGCGACCGCCGAGGCCACACCAGCAGUAGCAAGAACAUACUUCAUGACGUUCAACUUAUUCGGAUACGUUCUCCUCUUGGAAUCUCUUUUGUUAGGAGAGAAACGGAAAGGGAAACUAUUAUUAAUUAAGGUCGCCAAUCGCGAUAGCUCGAGUAUCAGAAGACGUCCAGAAGCAACUGCUGCAAAGAGAAAAGUAACUCGCCUUGUCCUCUGCGUCCUCAUCACCUGGGCUCUUUGCUGGCUUCCUCUGAACGUCUGCUUCUUCAUGUCGGGACUCGCUUAUCCAGAACCACUCGUCAUCUCUCACGGAGUCAUCAUGGUCAUCGUUCAAAUCGCCAGCCAAGUGCUUGCCUACACCAACUCAUGCCUGAAUCCAAUUCUUUAUGCUUUGAUGUCACACAGCUUCCGGGAAGGAUUCAUUCGAAUCAUGAAAAUGCUCAUUAAUAAGAUGUCACGCGGAAAGUUCUGCACCAACUAUCGACGAAGUGCUCUUCGAACAGAACUGACUCACUAUAACCAAACUCCAGCUCACGCGACGAAUACUGUAGUUCAAGUGACAAAUGGAGAACGUUCGACACUUCUGAAAGAUAGCUCUACGACAACUACCACUAGUGUUCAGCCACUCCGUACCUCAAUCCAGGCCAAGAAGACCAAAGCUAUAGGACGAAGCAAAUCCACGCGGAGCUACAAUCUUUGA
Caenorhabditis briggsae is the source of this 1152-nucleotide messenger RNA. RefSeq names its product Protein CBR-NPR-9 (gene Cbr-npr-9). Gene Ontology annotation, cellular component: membrane. Gene Ontology annotation, molecular function: G protein-coupled receptor activity. The coding region runs from base 1 to 1152 and encodes 383 amino acids. Lineage: Eukaryota; Metazoa; Nematoda; Chromadorea; Rhabditida; Rhabditidae. The transcript is spliced from 8 exons. The record is from RefSeq and is a predicted model, not a curated record. Gene Ontology annotation, biological process: G protein-coupled receptor signaling pathway.